AUGAUCCGUACGCUAGAGAUUAAACUGGAGAAAGAAGCGUCGGGGAAACGCGAAAUGAUUUUUGCUCACGAUAUCUGCGAUCUGUGUAAGGAGCUUGUUGAUCGGGACAGUAACUAUUACAAAUAUUUCAAACACAUCGACUUUCCAGCGACGCCAGGUGGGGGUGACUAUCCGAUUCACGAUUUCGUCUUAGAUGCUGAUGAGAUACCACUGAAUAGCUACAACGUGGGAUUAUAUGUGGCAACCAUGAAUAUCUAUGAAAACCCAACGGGCGACUGCAAAGCCAACAAGGAGUUCUUAUGCUCUUUACAUUUAGGGCUGUCAGUUGAAAUGGAAUGAUUAAUCUGUUAAGUAUUUUUUUUCAUAGUUUGUCCUCGUACGGAUAGUGAUAGCCCACUGAGUUUCUCGCCGGAUCUUCUCAGUGGGUCGCGUUUCUGAUCCGGU
Messenger RNA from Bombyx mandarina (wild silkworm), 444 nucleotides. RefSeq lists its product as uncharacterized. The record is from RefSeq and is a predicted model, not a curated record. Lineage: Eukaryota; Metazoa; Arthropoda; Insecta; Lepidoptera; Bombycidae.